This is a messenger RNA of Argentina anserina (silverweed cinquefoil), 1517 nucleotides long. Its product is annotated as putative pentatricopeptide repeat-containing protein At1g53330. Gene Ontology annotation, molecular function: protein binding. The coding region runs from base 41 to 1420 and encodes 459 amino acids. The transcript has a single exon. NCBI's taxonomy places the organism in Eukaryota, Viridiplantae, Streptophyta, Magnoliopsida, Rosales, Rosaceae. The record is from RefSeq and is a predicted model, not a curated record.
CGUAUAUGAUAAGCACUUGUGACAGAAGAGAGCACACACAAUGAAAGCUUCAAAAUCCAUCUCUCCCUUCAGGCUCUCCUCUCUUCUACGAAGCCAAAAUGACCCAACUCUCGCCCUCCAACUCUUCCAUAACCCAAACCCUGAUGCGAACCCCCAAAAGCCCUUUCGCCAUUCCCUCCUUUCCUACGACAUCAUCAUCUCCAAGCUCGGCCGCGCCAAAAUGUUCGACCAAAUGGAGCAAAUCCUCCACCGAAUGAAGCAAGAAACCCGCUUCGCACCGACCGAAAUCAUCUUCUGCAACGUCAUGUCGUAUUACGGCCGGGCUCGUCUCCCUGACCGUGCCCUCCACCUGUUCGAUGAAAUGCCUUCGUUCCGUUGCGAGCGGACUAUCAAAUCAUUCAAUUCCUUGCUCGAUGCGCUUUACAAGUGUGGGCAUUUUGAUAAGAUGAAGGAGGUGUUGGAGAGGAUUGAGGAUUAUGGGACCCCGGAUGCUUGUACUUACAAUAUAUUGAUCAAGGCGUUUUGUGGGAGUGAGGAUUUGGAGAAUGCACGGAAGGUGCUCGAUGAAAUGCGCAGCAAGGGGGUCGAGCCGACGGAUGUCACAUUGGGGACUUUGAUUUACAAGCUCUGUUCUGACCAUAGGGUGAAACAGGCUUUGGAGUUGAAAGAGGAUUGGGAGCGCGUUCAUGGGGUUCUGCCUAGUGCGUUCGUGUAUGCGUCGUUGAUGAAAGGACUAUGUGGGGUUGGUGAAAUGGCAUUGGCUUUUGGGCUUAAGGAUGAGAUGGUGAGGAAGAACAUUCGGUUGGAUGCGCCGGUUUAUUCUACUUUGAUCAGCGCGCUUGCUAAGGCCGGCAGGAGAGGAGAAGUUCCGGGGCUAUUGGAGGAGAUGAGUAAGCAUGGGUGCAAGCCGAACACUGUGACGUACAAUGCAAUGAUUCAUGGGUGUUGUAUGGAGAAGGAUUUUGAAGCAGCAUAUGGAGUUUUGGAUGAGAUGGUGGAGAAAGAGUGUAGACCAGAUGCUGUUAGUUACAAUGUGAUUAUCGAUGCAUUGUGCAAAGAAGGGAAAUGGAGUGAAGCACAUCAGUUCUUUCAAGAUUUACCGAGGCGUGGGUGCCAUCCGGACUUGCUUUCAUAUCGGAUGCUAUUUAGUGGACUUUGUGACUGUGGUCAGUUUCAGGAAGCAGCAUUUGUCUUGGACGAGAUGAUCUUUAAGGGCUAUGCGCCCCAUUAUGCACGAACGCAUAAACUUGUUGAGGGUUUGUGUGAGGAAGGUAAUAUGGAGUUGUUAGCGACAGUUUUGAGUAGUCUGCAAAAAGCAAAUGUUCUCGAUGAUGGUACCUGGAGGGUGGUCAUUUCUACGCUUCGUAGGGAGAUGUCUUCAGAUGUCUUUGAGCUCAUAGAUACUUUGACGAUGCAGUAAACUGUGGAUGUAAUGUGCUAAUAAAUGGAUAUGUAAAGCAAUGAAUUUUCUGCAGUCUCUAAUGUGCACGACUUGCAACUUCAAUUUUCAUUGUGGU